UUUGAGCGACGACGUUCUGACGUCACUGCACGCACGUAAACCUCGGAGGGUGAGACGCACGGUGUAAUAAUGUGAGAAGGGAGAGAGAGCAAAACGGCAUUAACGAAGACAGGAGAGAGAGUAUGCAUAAUAUGCAUUUCAUAUUGACGAAAGGAUGUAGACCUGAUAUACGCUGAGGUGAGAGAUUCGGAAGCUUGACUUUGUAACUCCCAUGGCCGAUACAGAGAAGCAGGGUGCAAUGGUGCUUCAUGAAGAGGGCGUGACUGCCCCAACACUGGCACCUCCCACUACCUCUCCACCUUCCAUCUUUGUUGUCCUUAAACAGUUGCAGUCUGGUGAUAGUGGGAAAGACAAGUGCAGCCUGAUGGCAAUUUGUGAAGCAAAUAAAAUGGUGAAAUCCUCUGUUGUAACAGACAUCCAUCCAACAUCAUCCACUUUUGCAGACACCAACAACACUGCACAGUCUGAGAACUUGCCAGCAGAUGCUAGAUGUAAAGGCAUCACUGUUACACUAGACAACAACAGUAUGUGGAAUGAGUUUUAUAGAUGUCAGACUGAGAUGAUUCUGACCAAACAAGGUCGUAGAAUGUUCCCUUACUGCCGCUUUCGUCUCUCUGGAAUGGAACCUUUCCAGAGUUACUCGUUGGCAAUGGAUAUUGUUCCAGUUGAUAACUACAGAUACAAAUGGAGUGGAAAAGGAUGGGAAACCAAUGGGAAGGCUGAGCCUCAUGUUUCACGUUUAUUUGUACACCCAGAAUCACCUGCUACUGGCCUACACUGGAUGCAGUACCCUGUUUCAUUUUACAGACUGAAACUUUGCAACACCUUGGACCAGGAGGACCAUAUUAUUUUGCACUCAAUGCACCGAUAUCUUCCUCGACUUCAUAUCAUACCUGCAGACAAAGACUCUGAAAACAUUCAAGUUGACAGACCCAAUGUCGUAACUCUAAGUUUUUCUCAGACAGAGUUCUUUGCGGUCACAGCCUAUCAAAACCUUCGCAUCACCCAACUCAAAAUUGACUACAACCCCUUUGCCAAAGGUUUCAGGGACGAUGCAGUCAAUGCUCGAUCAUCUAAGGCCAAAAAUGGAAUGUCCACUGAGGAAGCAGAGAGUGAGCUAAAGCUAAGCAGGGAGAUGACAACCUUGAAUAAUUUAAAAACUCUGUUCAUGAAGAGAAAUGCUACUGUAAAGGUCAGUAAGGAUCACAAUGUUUCCAGCCCUACAAAUGGAGAAAGGAAAGCUGUUAAUGGCGAUGCUCCCGUUGUAGAUGCAAAUGUUCAAAGUUUGUGCAGCAAGAAGCGCCCAUUGUCAUUGGCAUUCUCAGACUUUAUUAAAGGUGCUCAUGUGAAAGUAAAAAGGUUAUCACUUGAGAAUAUCAAGAAAAAUGUGGUCUUGCAAACAUCCACAACAAGUGAACAAAAGGAAGGAUUGGACAUAUCCAAAACAGAAAAAAUACUAAAAGUUGUUAGUAAAGAUGAAACUUUGGUUGGUGACAUUCACAGAUGUAAAAGCACAGACACCUCCUCAAAAACAGAGUUGAAAUUAGAUGAGAAUAAAACAGAAAUACAUGAACACAAAGCUGACGAGAUUACAUUGCCAUCCAGUGACCAAAUUUAUGGAAAGGAGAUGGAGACUCUGGACUCUUCUUCUCUGGACACUGAGGCCAAGUCUGAAGCAAACACAAAGAAAGCUUUACCACAUAAGCGGCCAGAACGUGUACCCCUACCACUCCUUGCUCAGUUUCUUAAACAGAGAAAGUCUAAGACAAGACCUUCUACACCAAAACCUAAUGUUCCCAGCUCAUCCUUAGACUCUGAAAAGUCCUGCGAACCUGUCUUAACCCCUGAAAGCUCAUCUCCCUUUAUAUCUUCCAUCCCUUGUGUUACCACUGACUCAGAUUCACAACCAGUACUUACCUCAUUAUCUGAAAAAGUUAAAUCAUCAUCAUCAACAGCAGAUGCAAGCAACAUAACGUCUCAGUCCACUAUGUUAUCAUCUCCAUCAGCAACCUCACCCCCUGUUCCUGUAGAAACACAAUUAUCUGUUAAAUUUUCACCUUCCCCCAUUUGUAGUGAUUCAUUAAAUGCCCCAAACACUACCUCUCCCUCCAAACCUGAUUCUGACCGAACACCCGACAAUAUCUCUAGUGUGUUUCAUAAUGCUGAUGCUGUUUCUAUGACAGAUCCUGACAACACACAGUCAGACAUUUCACCUCUCCCUACAUGUAACACUUUGCAUGACACUUGUUCACCUACUUCACCGGAAGUUAACAUUGACUCUGCUGACACACCAAUUGUCCCUUCUGUCACUACAUCUGUUUUUGAUGUUCCAUCUAGUACAGACAAUAGCGUCAUUCCUCACCAGCAACUUGCAUCAAUGCCUGAAGUUGCUGAGAGUGAAUCCAUUUCUAAUUUCCUCCUAGACACUUCCGAGGGCUCUUGUCCUGAGCUUUUUUCUGAAGAAGUCCAUCCACACACUCUGUUUACACAUGAAGAAUCCCUUUCCUUGCCAUUAGAUGACCCAUCUUCCCCAGACUUCUGCUUACCCAGUCCAGCUCCUUCUUCUCCUGAUCCAUUUCCACCAAGUCUAUUCUGUGAAAGACCAGUACCUCCUAGAAAGACCCUUGAUUCUUUUCCAGAAAGACUAUUGGACUGCACAGGUUCUUCUUCUCCUGACCUUUUCCCACUAGGUCUAUUCAACAGCAGGCCAGUACCACCCAAAAAGAUCCUUGAUUUUAUUCCAGAAAGUCCUCUGGAUGAAACUGUAACUUCAAGAGAAUCAUUGUCAUCAGGUGUCCCUAGUGGGCCAGAACAUCCCAGGGAAACAGUUGACUUGAUCUCUCAAAGACAGUGCUCUGAUCGUCCAGGUCCUCUUAAUGACUUGCAGUCUGCAGUUAGUUGUGAGACCAAUGUUUCUGAUCACAUUGUUCCCGAACCAACUAAACAUUCCUCUCAUGGAAGCACUUUCAAGAAAUUCAAGGCUAAACAGAAAAAAACAGGAAAAUCAAAGUUCAGUGAAGAUAAUAAGGUGUUUGAAGGACCCAUAUCUGUUCCAAUGCAGCCCAGCCUGGAGGAUGUUGAAGGCCAGUUGUUUGUCUCCUUCUUGUCAAAGGUAACACGAAUAACAUGUCAAUUUAUUUUAGAAUGUAGAAAGGAAACUUUAAAACCAUCAGCCAUCCAAACCGUCAUUUUGAAAUUUUUUGUGAUUUAUGUUGUUUAUGAUGCCAAAACGGAGACCACACAAAAAACCACAGAGAAUCCUGAUGGGGCCAGCUAUGAAAAUAUAGAGGAAAAGAUUGAGGAGCUAGAGAAAAUACUUUUACGUGAUCUGAAAGUCAUGAGGCACAGACAGGUCAUUCAUCCGGUGCUACAAGAAGUUGGAUUGAAGUUGAAUCUGCUUGAUCUCACCCUGGAAAUUGACCUGCAAUAUCUGGGUGUACAAUUACCCAUACCACCUCCUGUACUCUCACCCGAAGGAAGUUCAGCAUCAUCUCAAGUCCCGUUUGUUUCAAGGACAGGAAAAACCACUGACUUCACCAAAAUUAAAGGAUGGAGAGAUAAGUUUGCUGGCUCAGGAUCCCUUACUGAUGGCAUGUCAAGCACAGAUGCAGGACAGAAGAACCUCUCUGCAUUUUGUAGUGACAUGCUGGAUGAGUACCUGGCCAGUGAGGGCAAACUGAUAGAUGAACGAGCUGUAGCCUUAUCCCAGACUGAUGUUACACAUGUAGCAUACCAGCUACCCACUAAGAGCACUAGCUACGUCCGUACCCUGGAUAGUGUACUUAAGAAACAAGUACCAGCUACCUUAUCCACAACAACCAAAAAAAUCAAGCCAACUUUCAAGCCCAAAAAGGAAAAUAAAUCUAAAAAACACUUAAAGUCAGGUAUAGGAAAGCAAACAAAACCAGUGCUUACUGUUAACAAAUCUGCGUUGUGCUUGAAAAAGCCACAGCAAAACAAGAAAUGUAAAAAUAAGAAGGAAUCCAAGGGUUUGUGUGCUGAAAAGCCUGCUCUAGAAACUGCUGAAGGGGUAGCUUCUAAUAAGAGUCCCGUGGUUGAAGUUUCUGUCUCCACACCAUCAAGUUGUGCAGCUGGACGUACUACAGGUUUGCCCAAGACUCUGGUGAAGCUGAUGGAUGUGGAAGAUGGAGCAGUGUGGGAAGGCAAACACCGUACCUAUAUCACAGAAGAAAGGGCAGCCAUCGCUCUUGCCACUCUUGUCACCGCUGAGGGAGUAUCAAAAGGAAACCCUGAUGCCAUCAGAAUUAUAAGACGACGUGCACCACCCUGCCUCAAUGUAUUCUGUAGGCUUGGCUGCGUGUGUGCCAGUCUGGUUCACUUGAGGCGACAUCAUCACUGUGGAAAACCUCAGUGCAUGUUGGGCUGUAGCUGCCUGCGACGCAAAGUUGUUGCACUUAAGACCCCCAAACAGGAGGAAAUUGCAACAGAUGAGUCUGAACCUCAGGGAAUGUCAGAGGAGAACAAGGCUAAAUGGAGGAAGAAAAACAAAAAGAGAAAGACUUAUGUACUGACAGAUCCAGAUACAGCACCUGAACCAGCUAAACGUGUGAGUACAUUAUGGGAUCCAAAACGAGAAGGUUUGGAUUCAGAAGCUCUUUUCUGUCCUCCUCCUCCGAGAUCCCCCUCUCCAGCACUCUUGUCUCGAGAACUUCAGCAUGACCUGGAAAGCUUUUUCAGUCCUUCAGAACAAAAAAGGGUGAAAGAGAGAAAUUUGAAUAUGACUGAGGACAGUAUGGAGAGCGAGCUUACAUGUGCUCGUUCCCGACCCUUUUCCUCCAUGUGCCAUGAUAAACAAAAAAUGGAUGACCAACACCACAUCGCACAGGUCUCUAAACAAGAUAUCGAGGAGGGAGAGCUUGUACCUCUUAAUUUGUCUGGCCCUGCCAAGCGGCUUGAGAUCAUAUCCGAAUGCACUUGGGCAAGUACAGACACCAGAAAUUAUGUUAUGCGGAUAGUAUGUGAGCACAUGGCUCAGGAUCGUUUGAAGCAUCCUUUCUGGAUUGGCAAGUACUUCAUUCAGCCAGUCUCCAAAACUCUACAAGAGAAGGAGGAUGGUUCUGUCGAUACAUACAAAGUCAUCAUCUCUCAACCUGCAGAGAAGAAAACAGAAGAUGAGAAGGUUGCACAAAACAAAGCUGAGCUGAAAAAGGAUGUAGAGAUGAGUGAGGUAAAAGGUCUGCCCUUCCUCUCCAGGUGUUGUCCUGCAGGCUUGCUCAAGGCUGAGAAAAAAGCACCUGAUGCUCCAGGACGGAUAAUGGUUAAUGGAAAGACAUACCCACAAGCCAAAUUAGAGCUGGGAAAGAUGGGAGCUUUGCACCCUGCCAACAGACUGGCAGCUUAUAUUACAGGGAGAAUAUGUCCAGUCAGUCAGUCUGGACCUAACGUGGUAACAACAUCAACUGUUACAAAGGCCUCUAUCACAUCAAUUCCGGUCUCUACUGUGUCCACGGUAACUACAGUUACUAGCACGUCUGCUUCUACAACCACUCCGCUCAUCAAGUCUGUAGUGACCAAGCCCCCAGUGGGAAAGGUCUUCAACCAGUUUGUGGUCAAUCACAUCAACUCUCAAAAUCUGACCAACACUAGCACCUCACACUUACAGCCUACCGUUCCAAAAAUUGUCAUCCCUUCCUCCAUGUUGAUGAUUGACAGGGAGGCAGGGGCUUCUGGGGUGGCUCUUUCUCCUCUUAAAGCAGGCUUGCUUACCCAGGUGUCUAAGCCCUCAGACUCCACAGGUAGCGUCAGUUUUCCCACUGUAUCAAAAGUCCAAGCCCCUGCCAUAACCAUCCUCACUAAAUCACCCAGCCUGCCUCUGGGUGUGUCUGGUCUAACCCCAACAACUACUGUCUCUUCACCUGGAUCGACCACUCCUGGAAAAAAGACUGUUUAUAUCACAGUUAUGUCCCGUAGUACAGGCCUCACCAGUAGUGGUCCAAGGUUUACAAAGCCUGUCACACAGACUCGUCCCCCACAGACCCCAGGCCAAAAGAUGCUGCUUCAGGUGGUGAAGACAGCUGAUGGCAACACAUUGUACCGUAAUCCUAAUGGCCAACUCUUGCAGUUGGUGCCUCUAAGUCAGAUCAAAGCUAUCAAACCCAGCCUCCUAUCUCAAGGUCAACCAACCUUUAUUCGUUUGCCCGCACCUAUUGCAGUCAAUCCAAAAAAGCCUCAGGAAGGCAGCGCCGCCACAGUCACAUCUUCCAGCCCAACACCACAAAUCCAGACAAAGCCUGCUGUCACUAUACCAGUCUCUACAUCUUCAUCUAUGAGUGGCAAGCCAGACACAUUUACUUCAUCCAAGACGGUCUCAUUGAGCAGCCUUCCUUCUACCCUUAAAGUUGUCCCAGGUUUACUGGGACAGUCUGGCACUUGCACAUUAAGGAUUCUCCCACCAAAUCCUGUUCAAAACACGGGAAUUAUCAUUCCAAAUUCCUCCCCUAUCCUCCCUCAGAGUGGCUUUACAUUGCUUAAGCAUGGAAAUUCAACGCUACUGAACAAAGACUCCACUAAGUCUGAGACCGCCGUUUCUGUUAGCUCAGUUUCAACAGAGGGGGCAGUCAGUCAUGUCCGUAACCAGUCUGAAAUGGAUCCUUCUAAACAAAAAAGCUGUGACGGUUCUGAACUAAUAGCAGAAAAUGUAUCGGAGCUUCCAUCUUUUGCUGCCUCCUCUCCAAAACCCAGUCAGUUUUCUGGAGGCGGUUCGAGUUUGGCUGAAGCUGGUAACAGAGCUAAUCCCAAAGUGAAAGAAACUCAUUUUAACAUCGCACCAGUUUCUGAAGAGGAUGAGAUUGGUUCGGACGUUACAGAAUUAACUGAUGACUCUGACCUGUACAGUGAUGAUGACCGAGAAGAUGCAUGUAUGAUGAGUGGUUCUGAUAAAGAGGAGAGGAUGUUGGAUACAGAUGAUUUGGGCUCUGAGAUGAAAGAUUUUGCAGAGGUGGUGGUUGAUAUUGAGACUAUUGAAGAGUCUGCCGAGGAAAACGGUAUUACCAAACUUCAGGCAUCUGCAUUGAGGCGGAUUCAGCAUCAGAGUGACCGGAAGCACAUAUAUGAUAAUGGGUUGGAGGUGAGGGUCAGGCGAGUGAGGCUGGAGAGAAAGAGGCGCCACACAAUUAAAGAGUGCUUUCUUAAACUUCAGGCAACACUCGGGAAGCCUUCAAAAAAUCUUAAGACCUCCAAGAUGAAAAUCCUUACAAUGGCUCAAAAAGAGAUUGAGUCUCUGGUUAACCAGGAGGACCACUUAGUAGAAAGAAUAGCGAGGCUGCAAUUUAAGAGACAGCGUUACCUACAGACACUUUCACUAUUGUGUGACAAGAGCACAGAGUCCAUCAGCCAGAAGCUUGGUGAAAUUAUUGCUAAACAAAAAUCCCUGGAAGCCCAGUCUAAUGCAAAAGUGAUGAAGUCCCAGCUAAACCAGGCAAUGCCCAAAUCUAAACCCAAACGUAAACUAGCUGUUCUUGGAAGUAAACAGAAAGGUUUAGCAUACCAGAACAAAUUGAAAGAUGUUCCCAAACCUACCUAUUCUCCUUCCAAACCAAUGGACUUAAGUAUUAAAAAACAAAAAAGCCUGGAACAGACUGAAAGUGUUUCCAAAUCCGCACCAGCCUCACCUGCAAACCUCGAUGGGAGCAAAAACUCUCUUAAAACUCAGGAUAAAGAGAAAGAUAAUAAGUCUGAACCUUCUCAGCCAUCCGUUAACUCCAGUCCACAAAAGAAACCUGUCUCUGUCCCAAGUCCUGUAAAACAUUCCCCAAUACCACGUGAGAGAACACGUCCAAACAUUCUCUCCCGUGCUACAUCACAGGUGAUACAAGAAUCUCCUGUCAAAGAGCCUCUUUUAACUAAUGUGUGUAUACCUCAAGUAUUCCCUCUGAUGAAUACCAUGGUUCCAUGCAAUCAGAUCAUUACUAUAAACAACCCACUUCAGUCGAUUGGCAUCACCUCUGUAGGGACACCGCAAUCAUCCAUACCAGGUGUUGCAUCUGUGUCCAUAGUUCCUGCAGUAUCUCACCCGGUUGGAGUGAAAAAUCCCCUUCCAUUGUUGCAGUCUCAGUUUAUUAAAAUUACAAACAGUCCUGUUAAUAUUAAUACACAUGUGGAUUCCACCAACCUUCCAAAUAUCACCAAUGUUAUAUCUCUGGUUCCACCGGCGGAGAAUCUGCUAAUACCACAGAAAGUUGUGGAAGAUACAUCUGUUGUCCAGGCACAGCCAACAUCUGUCCCUGCACCUGUGGAGAAUCAGCAGAACCCUUCAGAUGUUACAAUUCUUGAUUUGGAGGAAGGGGCAGUUGUGGAUGAGCCUCAAUCCAAGGAUGUCCCCAAACAACCUGUAGGAGGAGAUGAGAACAGUGCAUCUGUUACUUCAUCGGACCAAGAAGGACUGGACCAGAAAGGUCCAGAUGACUGCAACGAUCCAGAGGAUGAAAAUCUCAUGUCUUUGUUAGACGAACUUGUUCUCCUUAGCCAGCAGCUGAGUAACGAAGAUGAAGAUCAGAGAAUUGUCGUGCCUGGCAAGGUACAGUCAUGUUCGGACAAGCAGGCAGAUGAAGAACGGGAUGAUGACCGUGCUCUCAGUCCCUUGUUCCUAACUCUGGAUGAAGAUCUAAUGUCUCCAGACUCUAAAGAUGAAAUCGAUAUCCCACCCAAAGUGGAUGACUUGGUCAAAGUCAUUUUUGGAUCAGAUUCACCUUCCGUUUCAUCUGAAUCUGGGGUUGCACCAUCAACAAACGGUCAGAGUCCACAUGCCCCAACGUGCAACGAUAAAGGUGAUGCCCCUACACUGCCACCUCUGUUGCACAUGAAAGCUGCAUGUGAAGCUGCAUCAGGUCAGUCUGCCAAUGAAGGGACCAGUGUGACAUGGCGGCCUAUGCCUAAACUGGUUCCUCUUGGGUUAAAGGCUCAAGACACUGUUUUGAAUAAGGUGACUGGCUCCCCAGUUCUCAAACCAGACUCAAACGAGGAAGAUGUUCAUAGACCACAAAUGUGAUCUACCAAUCAAUGAAUCAGGUAUAGCUGCUGCUUACGUUUAACAUGUUUAUGUACAGAAUUGUUUUUUUAAUGUAUUUAUUGUUUGUUUGCUGUCAAUGUCCUGCUGCUGUGGGCACCACCUGUUGUGCCUCUGGUAAAUCCAAAGAUCAAUGUCUGACUGGUUUUGCUAGCAAUUGUGUAUCCACUCUUUGUGGUAAUAGUUGUGAAAGAAGCUGUUUACUCAUCCUAAACUCCAUAUUGGAGCAUGUUGUUUUUUUUUCCCAUUGGAGUUCAUUAAGAAAAUAAAAGAAAAAGUUUACUUGCUCUUUUUAAACACUUUUUCUGUCUUAGCGCAAUGAAGGUGAAGCUGAUCAUUAUUGUUUGUGCUGGGAAUUUUGUGUGAUCAUUAGGGCAGUUUUCCAGGCGACCUUUUAAGGUAUAAUUGAAUUUGCCCAGUGACUUUUAACAGUAAAGCCAUAUCACCCUUGAGUUUAUCUGCUAAUGAGAUUACACAAAUGUCACUGUCUUUGCAUCUAGUUGAAACUUUAACCACUGUCGAUUAAACCCAUGAAUGCAUGUUAAGGCAAUAAUAGAUGUUAAAUUCAGAAAACAGUCUGUGUUCUUGUUAGAGAAAAGCUAGAUUAUUUACAUGUUGAGUGCCUUUCAACAGGUUCUUCUAUAUGCAUAUUGGGACAUAGGUUUGUUGUAUUAUGGAAUAGUAAACCUAUAACAAUAGCAUUAGGAGCUUAGGGAUAAAAGAAGGAUAUAGUGUAUCCACUGCUGAGGUUUACUCUGAUGUGUUAGAACUGUGUUUUUAAUUCUUUUUUGACUUUAUUUUUGUUUUGAAAGUAAUUGGUGAAGUUUGAGUGCAGUCAGUUUAUUGCAUUUAAAUGUUUUAGUUUUGAAAACCUUCUUUUAUUUCCCCCACCUCAACAGCAACAUAAAUUAUAAUGAAGCAUUUCAAAGGGUUGUAACGCUAAACGUCACACUUCCAAUGAGGUGGUUAACUUCAAGAGAUCCCUCAGUUUGAGCUUACAAAUGUAGUAAUCACUAUGCAAUUGUUUUGCUUUAGAUUUAGACAAAAUCGUUACAGAAAAUCUACAUAGGAAUGUUAAAAUAACUAAAUACGAGAUGCAGUCACACUGUUUAUGUUCUUGUGUAUAUUUAAUGCUACACUGUAUUUUUUUUUUUUUUUUUUGUAAAUAUGUUAGCUUGUUAAAAGUCUGUAUAUUUGCCAAUAUAACUUCUUGGAUAUUGUAAAUAUGUAACAUCUAUUCCUUUUGUUAGUCUGCGAACGUAAAUACUUAUUUUUUUAUAUGCUAUAAAUCAGUGCUCUCUCUCUCUUUUGUAAAAGAGUUGGAUGUCUUUUCAAGUUAAUAAAGAUGUACACAAGUC
Messenger RNA from Cyprinus carpio (common carp), 10383 nucleotides. RefSeq names its product MAX gene-associated protein-like. Gene Ontology annotation, biological process: positive regulation of DNA-templated transcription; regulation of transcription by RNA polymerase II; cell fate specification. Gene Ontology annotation, molecular function: protein dimerization activity; DNA-binding transcription factor activity, RNA polymerase II-specific; RNA polymerase II cis-regulatory region sequence-specific DNA binding. The record is from RefSeq and is a predicted model, not a curated record. The transcript has 25 exons. Gene Ontology annotation, cellular component: nucleus. NCBI's taxonomy places the organism in Eukaryota, Metazoa, Chordata, Actinopteri, Cypriniformes, Cyprinidae. The coding region runs from base 212 to 9007 and encodes 2931 amino acids.